Camellia sinensis is the source of this 1015-nucleotide messenger RNA. Lineage: Eukaryota; Viridiplantae; Streptophyta; Magnoliopsida; Ericales; Theaceae. The record is from RefSeq and is a predicted model, not a curated record.
CUAGCUCCUGACAAUGUUGUUGCUGACACACACACACAGCACUGUUUUAUCUACUCUCUCUCUCUUUCCAAACUUUUUCUCUCUCUAUAAUAACACCCCUCUGAAAAUGGAUAAAUUCUACAAAAGACCUCAAAAUUUGGAAAAUGGAGCCGAGGGGUCCUCCACCGGUACUCCUCCUCCCCUGCAUUUGACUCAAGAGCAGGAGCUUUUCAUAAUGGUCUCGGCUCUCAAACACGUCAUCUCCGGCAGUCCCACCACCAAUGCCGAACCUGCCACGUCAUUGUCCCUGGCUUCCUUGAGUGGAACCAAGGUUGACCAAAAUUGCCAUGUCAUCUCGAUCCCUGAUGUCGACACGUGUCGAUUAUGCAAAAUCAACGGUUGUUUGGGAUGUGACUAUUUCGCGCCAAUCACUUGUGGAAAUGACGGUUUCAAAAAUCCCGUGUCCACUGCUAGUGGUGGUGGUGGAGAGAAGAGGAAGAAGAAGAAGAACCAAUACAGGGGAGUGAGGCAAAGGCCAUGGGGGAAAUGGGCGGCGGAGAUUCGGGACCCGAAGCGGGCGGUCAGGGUGUGGCUGGGGACGUUCGAGAGGGCGGAGGAGGCCGCCAGGGCCUACGACAGAGCCGCCGUGGAGUUCCGGGGAGACAAGGCCAAGACCAACUUCCCAAUUUCAGACUACCAAUCCAAUAAUCAAAACUCGCACCACCAAAGCAAUGCAGGGGAGAUGGAAAAGAGGAGUGAAAUGCAGAGUUGUAAUUCAGGGACGACAUUGGAGAUGGGGAAUGAUGAGAAUGAGAUUGGGGAAGACAUGAUAUAUGAGGAAGAGCUUCGAGAAUGGAUGGAGAUGGAUUUUACCACUAGGUAAGGUUGUUAGUAGUACAACUAUGGGAUUUCAAGCUCGUGAUCCGUGCGUGUAUUAUAUAUGGAAAAUGCGUGAGAGCACUAAUUAGUGCUAUCACUAAUGAUGUAGCAGUAGGCCUCAUUAAGAAUGAUUUAAUGUUUUAGUCUUGGUGUUGUA